CGUAUUUUUUAGUCAUGCCAACGCUCAUCUUUUAUUGGUUAAUUUCGUCGGUAAACUGCAUGGGUCUCCGCUUCUCCUCUGGCUCGGCACCUCACUCCUCUUCCCUCAACGGCUCUCACUGUUCAGGUUCAGCAAGAACUGGCAGCAAGAACGUGGGGUUCUCCGCAACCGGGAAGAGUCAGUUUUCGGAGAUUGCGAGUGGAAGCGACGAUCGCGAAGAGUCUCUUGGUCGGAUUCUGAAAUGGCCAAACUUGAAGGUGUUUAGUUUUGAGGAGCUGAUUUCUGCCUCAAGGCGUUUCAGGUAUGACAUACAGGGGUUAGUGAUCGGUAAAGGUUGUUUUGGCCCAGUUUACAAGGGAUGGUUGGAUGAGAAUACCCUUACCCCUGCCAAAGUAGGCUAUGGAAUGGCCGUUGCGAUCAAAAUGUUUAACCAAGAUUACUUCCGAGGGUUUGAAGAGUGGCAGUCAGAAGUAAACUUUUUAGGAAGGCUUUCUCACCCCAACCUGGUUAAUCUAUUGGGAUACUGUUGGGACGAGGAUAAGCUUCUUCUAGUGUAUGAGUUCAUGCCAAAGGGAAGCUUAGACUAUCAUCUAUUCAGAGGAAACAUAACACCACUUUCUUGGAACACACGGCUUAAAAUAGCUAUUGGUGCAGCUUGGGGAUUAGCUUUCUUGCACGCCUCUGAAAAUAAUGUCAUAUUCAGUGAUUUCAAGGCCUCAAAUAUACUUCUUGACGGGAAUUACAAUGCAAAGAUCUCAGAUUUUGGCUUUGCUAGAUGGGGGCCUUUUGAAGGAGAAUCACAUGUAUCUACCAGGGUCAUUGGCACAUAUGAUUAUGCUCCUCCAGAAUACAUAGCAACAGGCCACUUGUAUGUGAAGAGUGAUAUCUAUGGAUUUGGUGUAGUGCUGCUUGAAAUACUUACAGGCAUGCGGGCACUUGACACAAAUCGACCUCAAACCAUGCAGAACCUAGUUGAAUGGACUAAGCCUUGUCUUUCUUCCAAAAAAAAGUUGAAAGCCAUAAUGGAUGCUAAGAUAGAGGGUCAAUAUUCACUUGAGGCAGCAUGGCAAGCAGCAAAACUUACUCUAAAAUGCCUAAAAUCUGUCCCUGAAGAACGUCCUUCUAUGAAAGAUGUAGUUGAGGCAUUGGAAGCCAUUGAAGCUAUCCAAAACCCACAAUUCGCAGCGUACAUCUCAUCCACCCCCUCGGCAGGGUCGUAAGAGUAUAAACAAAUUUAUAAGAAAAAAAAAACUAGAAAUUGAGAUUGAUUAUAUAUAGCAAUAUGGUCCAUUGAAUGGGUUGUAUCAGUCAUUUAAUAAAUGUGAUUUUCUUUUUCUUUUGCUGGUUGGAGGGGGGAAUUUCACAAGCAUGUUAACAUAUAUGAUUUCCUUUUGAAUUAUUCACAUUCUUUAGUGGGAAAACAUUUUGUACUAGAACAGAAUUUUGAUGCUAACAUGUCACUUUUUUCAAGGCUU
This is a messenger RNA of Glycine soja, 1475 nucleotides long. RefSeq names its product probable serine/threonine-protein kinase PIX13. The coding region runs from base 15 to 1220 and encodes 401 amino acids. Gene Ontology annotation, biological process: protein phosphorylation. The transcript is spliced from 6 exons. The record is from RefSeq and is a predicted model, not a curated record. Gene Ontology annotation, molecular function: protein kinase activity; ATP binding. Lineage: Eukaryota; Viridiplantae; Streptophyta; Magnoliopsida; Fabales; Fabaceae.